Diachasma alloeum is the source of this 932-nucleotide messenger RNA. RefSeq lists its product as uncharacterized. The transcript has 3 exons. The coding region runs from base 169 to 630 and encodes 153 amino acids. The record is from RefSeq and is a predicted model, not a curated record. Lineage: Eukaryota; Metazoa; Arthropoda; Insecta; Hymenoptera; Braconidae.
UUGACUGAAUUGAUUCAAACUAUUUUUUUUAAUUCUGGAAUUAUUAAAACAAUCCUCUUUCAGCCAGCUGGAGAUUAUUACCGAGACAUUCACCAGCUUUAUCGAGGGAAACGAGAAGUGACUUUUGAUGUAAGUGAAUCUCAAAUUAUCUACAUACCUAAAUAGAAAAUGUCAGACGUCUUAGCGAAUCGUGAUGCGUGGAAGGAGUACGAAUACAACAGAGAACACCAGAUUUAUUCAAAUUUUACACCGUUCUAUGUGACAGUCGCCAUAUUUUCUAUCAUAGGUGGAAUCAUAUUCAUCUUCAACAUCAUUUGUUGCUCCUGCUCUCGUUAUAAACACUACUGGCGGGACAGACACACGGGAAAUCGUUGGAUUCAUCCACUGUGGGUAGUGACACCCCACAAGAACCCGCCCCUGGACCUCACCCCAAUAAGAAGAGGCUUCAACGACGGGGUUGUGUACUCAUUGCAACCCGGUCAAGCCUAUUCAACCCGAGGAUAUCCCUCCCAAGGGACGCAUUACUCUGAAUCAGUGCAAGGGGACUUGGAGGCCCAGUACGACUCCAGAUUAGGUACACCACAGCCCCAAGAGUACAUGGAACUCCACAAACGGGAGAGUGAAAUUUGAAUUGUCACUACAUUUAACCGAAUUAUCUCAGUCCAUUGAUCAAUCGUUCCAGCGAUUUCUGAUCGUACAAAAUAGUUUUAGAACUUAACAGUCAAUUGAGAGGGGAGAUUUAGAAUAUCAACAAACUUCUUCUUUGAAUUUGAAUUCAAAGUUUCGAAUUUAUACGAAAGUUUUAAACGUAUUGGGAGAAGAGAGAGAGAAUUCUAUUAUAAAUUUGAAAGUUGGAGUUGCAAUCUGCGGGCGUAUUUGCACAGUGGAAUCUGUACGAUUUGAGAGUUUUCAGAGUUUUCUUCACAGGAAAA